Messenger RNA from Malassezia sympodialis ATCC 42132, 183 nucleotides. RefSeq lists its product as uncharacterized. Gene Ontology annotation, molecular function: phospholipid binding; protein binding. Gene Ontology annotation, cellular component: plasma membrane; cell division site; cytoplasm. Gene Ontology annotation, biological process: cytoskeleton organization. The record is from RefSeq and is a predicted model, not a curated record. Lineage: Eukaryota; Fungi; Basidiomycota; Malasseziomycetes; Malasseziales; Malasseziaceae.
AUGCAGACACCUGUGCCGUUUGGCGGCGUGGACUCGGGCGCUGGAGCCACGGCUUUCUGCAAUGCCUUUUGGGGAGAGCACGAUGCUGGCUACCAUGUGAUGCAGAGCUUCAUCAAAAACACAACAAAGACGAUGGAGGACUUGCGCGCCUUCUAUCACGAACGGUGCGUGAACAUGGUCUGA